Symbiodinium sp. CCMP2456 is the source of this 261-nucleotide messenger RNA. The record is from the annotation of a GenBank genome assembly. Lineage: Eukaryota; Dinophyceae; Suessiales; Symbiodiniaceae.
AUGCCCUCAAGUCUGGAGGAUGUGAUGAAGGAGUGGGACUUGGACCGGAGUGGAAGCGUGAGCGUUGUCGAGCUUUCCGCAGCGGCCAGUGCACACAAGAAGGUCAAGGAGGAGGGCCGCAUCAUGAAGAGGAUCAUUCUUGGCCUGGCGGCAGUCAUCCUCCUCCUCUUGACUGGCACCUUUAUUUUGUCUUACCUGGCCGUGGACAUGUCGAAGGAGUUUGGACCCACAACCUUGAAGGGUUUAGGGUCUAGGCGUUGA